AUGACAAAUAUGGAAUAAAUCAAAUAUGCUCAAUGGUAAGGCGAAUAUGGAGAGAAUAAUAGGAAAAAUGGAUAUUGGAGAGUUAUUUGGAGAGGGAAGCCUUUGAGAAGAGUUGGCGGUUACUAUCUGAAUGGAUUAAAGUAAGGAAUUUGGAAUGAAUUAAAUAAGAAUUUUUGGAUGUAAGUAAGAAAAAAUUAAAUUAAUACAUAGAUUGGCUCAAAUAUAGGAAAGUGGAUAAUAUUUUUAAGGUUAAAAAAAUGGUGAAUGGAUAUAUUUUUUUGAUGAUAAGAAAAUGUAUUCGAUAUAAAUAAACUGAUUAGCGGAGGUGGAUCAUACAAUUAGUCAGGCUAAAAAAAUGGCAAAUGGAUAGAAUUAGGGGAUGUAUUUUAUAAUCAUUCAUAAGUAACAUAUGAAGGAGAAUAUAAAAAUGGAAAAAAAAUUGGUUUAUGGGAUAUAUGGUUUAAAAAACAUAUUGUAGGUAAAUAAAAUUACAUGAUGUAUAUAUUUAAUAAAAUGAUUAGUGGUGGUGGAUCAUAUGACUAAGAAGAUUAAAAUAAAAUUGGGAAAUGGAUUGAGUUGAGCGAUGGAUUUUAGGAAUUUUGUUAGGUAACUUGUUCUGGUGAAUAUAAAAAUGGUAAAAGAGUUGGUUAAUGGAGUAUUUGGUAUAAAUAUUGGGAAACAAAUAAUAAUGAAGUAAUGUAAUAUUAUAAUUAAUCUAUUUUUAGUGGUGGAGGUUUUUAUGAUGAAGAAGGUUCAAUGAAAAUUGGGAGAUGGAUUGAGUUAAGUGAUGAGUUUAAAUGUGAUUUAUAAAUCACUAUAAAUGGUGAGUAUAAUAAUGGUAAAAGAGUUGGGAUAUGGUAAAAAAUAAAUAUUCAAAAUAAUAAAAUAUAUAGCCAAAUAAAUUAUGAUAAAUGA
Messenger RNA from Paramecium primaurelia, 915 nucleotides. The record is from the annotation of a GenBank genome assembly. Lineage: Eukaryota; Ciliophora; Oligohymenophorea; Peniculida; Parameciidae.